Molecule: messenger RNA, 1078 nt
Organism: Nomascus leucogenys (northern white-cheeked gibbon)
Lineage: Eukaryota; Metazoa; Chordata; Mammalia; Primates; Hylobatidae
Gene: LHFPL7
Product: LHFPL tetraspan subfamily member 7
Cellular component (GO): membrane
Source: RefSeq, a predicted model, not a curated record
AAUGACUUAUGUUUCUUGGACUUUUGUUGGACAGUUUAUUUUCUUGGACAGUUUCUUUUUCUGUAAAAUGGAGAUCAUAAUAGCACAAACCACAUGCUGUGAGGACUCAGAAGCUGGUUAAUGAGCAGAGGGAGCAUCCACCUGCCCCUGUCCCAGCCAACACCCUUCCUUCUGUCUCUUCCCUGCAGGUCGCAGCUGUGAUGCUCCUCGGAGGCUGGCUCCUGCUGGCCUUCAAUGCAAUUUUCCUCCUGUCUUGGGCUGUGGCCCCCAAAGGGCUGUGCCCAAGGAGAAGCAGUGUUCCCAUGCCGGGGGUGCAGGCAGUGGCAGCUACUGCCAUGAUUGUGGGUCUGCUGGUUUUCCCAAUUGGCCUUGCCUCCCCAUUCAUCAAGGAAGUGUGCGAAGCCUCCUCCAUGUAUUAUUGUGGGAAGUGCCGACUGGGUUGGGGUUACACGACUGCUAUCCUCAAUGCAGUCCUGGCCAGCCUCCUGCCCAUCAUCAGCUGGCGCCACACGACCAAGGUCCAAGGGAGGACCAUCAUCUUCUCCAGUGCCACCGAGAGAAUCAUCCUUGUGCCAGAAAUGAACAAAUAAAAAUCUCCUGGGAGGGGCACAAAGGGCACACUCCAGAGUUUUCUGAAAUCAUCAUGUAGCCAACUUCAAAUCCCAUCUCUGCCCCUUCUUGCUGCGUGACUUCAGGCAAGCCACUUUACCUCUCUGGAAUGGUUUUUUCUUCUGGAAAAUGAAAGUUGAAAUCAUACCUACCUCCUAAGGUUGUUCUGAGAAUUCACUGGAGAUACUCUAUGUAAAUAAGGCACUUUGCACCACGUCUGGCACAUAGCGUUCAAUAAACAUUGGCUACUAUUAUUACAAUCCUUACCUCAAGGUAAGAGUUUGUGCUGAGAAUUCAACAUCUUUAUGAAAACUGCCCAGGCUAAUUCUGAGUUCAUGGUUGUCACUCAAAAACUAAAUUGUUUAAUUGGCAUGCGCAUAUUCUCUCUCCCUUCUCUUUUUAUAAUUCUUCCUUGUUUUAGAGAAUUUGAAAUUUAUUUUCUCAUCAAAUAUUUAGUGAGUGCCUAUUA